AUAUGUGAUUAUUUGAUCGAGCAAUAUCCCAAUUCCUCUCUUUUUGCCUUUUCCCAUCUUCUUAAAACACAAAAAUCUAGAAAAACCAAACACAAAAACCUUGAACACCAAAUCUUUUUGCUUUUGUUUUAGGUUGGAAAUUCGUCAAUAUGGGUAGCAGUGAAAGACAACACAUGAACUUCCACCUCCAACUCUCCGAUCUUUUCCACCGCCACCACCGUCAUCAUCACGGCGACAACAACAAGAAGAAGGGUGUACCAAAAGGAUGCAUGGCGGUUCAAGUAGGGCAUGAAGGAGAAGAGAAACUUGAAAGGUUUGUGAUUCCAAUUAUGUACAUUAAUCACCCUUUAUUCAUCAAACUCCUUAAAGAAGCCGAGGAAGAAUAUGGAUUUGAUCAAGAGGGUCUUAUCACUAUUCCAUGCCACGUGGAGCAAUUCCGUAACGUUCAAGAUGUGAUUGAUCGUGAGCACCACCGUAUGAUGAACCCUCACCAUCAUCAUCAUCACCAUCGUCGCAACAACUUCUUGUGCUUAAAGGCUUGAUCGACUUUUCGGCUUAUUGGAGGCUUUAUCAAGAUGUAAAUUUUAGUUUCUUGAUUUGUUUUUCUUUUUUGUGGAAAUUUUUAUCUUUGGGCGAGAUGAAAUUCAAGUGAAAGUGAAACUUGACUCUUGACUUGGAAGGUAUAGUUCCUUUCGGAGCUAUAAAAAGCUCUCCUUCGGGAGACACCUCCAAGGGCGAGUAGGGCUUUUUCCCCUCGAAGAGGGGUUUUUGCCUGCUACUAAGUUUCCACUUAUGUAUUUGCCCUUAUAAUAUACAAGUUUACUUUCUAUCAAAAAAAUAAAGAAAUUCAAGUGAUUAAUUGUAGUCGACAAUGAUGAAAGUUUGUUAAUUGAUGAUAUUGUAUGAUACUAUUAAUGUGUUGGUAAGUAGUAACUAAGUGCAGUUUA
This is a messenger RNA of Spinacia oleracea (spinach), 947 nucleotides long. Its product is annotated as auxin-responsive protein SAUR32-like. The coding region runs from base 150 to 542 and encodes 130 amino acids. The record is from RefSeq and is a predicted model, not a curated record. Lineage: Eukaryota; Viridiplantae; Streptophyta; Magnoliopsida; Caryophyllales; Amaranthaceae. Gene Ontology annotation, biological process: response to auxin. The transcript has a single exon.